UAAACAUAGUUAAACCCGGCCCAGAAAAAGACCCGACCCGAAUGGUUACGGUAAAUGAAACAAGUGUGUGUGUGUGUGUGUGUACGGUGUACCUGAGCCAGAGGGGUGGUGGUGAGCUUAAGCUUUGUAGUAUAUAAUGCUUGUCUCUGUCACUCCCACAACACUCAUAUUUGCCGGCAAAUGCCCCAAAGAUUCUUUCUUUCUUCUUAAUCCUAUCAAACUACACAAGAUUCAGUAAUGGCUUCCGCCUGCGUUAAAAGUGCCGGUGUCUCGCCGGAGAAGUUCUCGGCGUUCGGGUGGACGAGCCCUCGAAUGUCUUUGACCCGAGAAGACAACAACAACAACAACAGACGCUCCUCCUCCGUGGAUCCUUUACCGGAUAAGCAAGAUCCGGUUGUGGAUUUUGAGUUUUGUCUCGAAGAUCCGGUCACAAUGCUCUCCGCCGACGAGCUCUUCUCCGACGGAAAGCUCGUGCCUUUGAAGUUCUCUGGUGGCUCCAAGACUACCACCGAACGGAGAGAACCACCGGAGAUUCUGAAAUCUUGCCGGAGACUUGAGAUGGAGAUCUCUGACCUCUUCUCCCCUAAAGCUCCUCGGUGUACAACUCGAUGGAGAGAGCUUUUAGGCCUCAAGAGACUUGUCAACGCCAAGCCACAAGAAUCCACUUCUGCCCCCGCUAACCCGAAAACGUCGUCGUUGAAGCAAUUUCUCCACCGGGGAUCUAAAUCCUCCUCCACCGCCGCAUCAUCCCCGCCUCUGCAAAAGGAAUCAGAAUCGAUCUCAAUCGCCUCGUCACGUCUCUCACUCUCUUCCUCCUCAUCCUCCGGCCACGAGAUCGAUGACCUUCCAAGACUCUCGCUUGACCUAGACAAACCGAGUCCUAACCCCUUCGCUCCGUCUCGGACUCAUUUACGAAACACUAACCAACCAAGCCUCAGGUUUGCCAAACCCAGACGGCAUCAUCCUCCGUCGACGCCUUCCGUUGACGGCUCGCCACCAUCAGCUUCGACCAACAUCGAACCUCGGGGACUCACUGUCACGGCGGAUAGUCCCAGACUCAACGCCUCCGGUAAAAUCGUGUUUCAUGGACUCGAGAGGAGCUCCAGUAGUCCCGGAAGCUUCACCGGCGGACCCAGAAUGAAGCAGCACCAUGGGAUGCCGAGAUCGUACUCUGCUAAUGUCAGAAUCACGCCGGUGCUUAAUGUUCCGGUAUGUUCGCUCAAAUCAGGGCUCUUCUUCGGUCAGCUUUUCUCAUCAUCGUCGUCUUCUUCUCCGUCCCCGGGGAACAAACCGCAGAUACACAGCAACGGGAAGAACCGGUCCAAUCGAACCAGACUUGAACCGAAAUUUGAACAAUUAGAGAAGUAAACCGGAUUGAGUCACCUGGUAAACCGCUAUGGGUUUUUUUUAGGCAGAAGGGGGAAAUCUUAACGCUUUUGCUUUUGUGGGGUUGUUUUGUAAACUGGAGUUUUGUUUAGAGGGCAUAAAUGUGUAAAUACGGUUUUAACAAUUUCUAAUAUUCUCGGUUUAUGGCAUUUUAAUCAAAACAAGUCUCAUCGAUUUGAGUCGUUGUUGAGAUUUUUACUUGGAAAGACCAAAAGAAAGCAA
Molecule: messenger RNA, 1608 nt
Organism: Capsella rubella
Lineage: Eukaryota; Viridiplantae; Streptophyta; Magnoliopsida; Brassicales; Brassicaceae
Exons: 1
Coding region: 238-1368 (376 amino acids)
Source: RefSeq, a predicted model, not a curated record